CGGUACUUCUCUGCAACUGAGAUGGCUCCCAAGGGUGAUGGCAUAGUUGAGUGGACCGACGAGCUUGAGAGUGCAUUCGUUGACAUUUUGGUCGAUAAAUUCCAAAGGACGCAUACAUCAAGUUGGAGAAUGAAGGACUGGGAAUAGAUAAGUAAGGAACUGGAAGAGAAAUUCCCAGGUGUGAUUCUUGGCGGCGACAAGGUCAAAACAAAAGCACAAAGGAUGAAGACACAGUACACACAAUUCACCGAGUUGAUUCAGCACACAGGAGUUGGUUGGGAUGGGCCGACUAACACCGUGAAAGCGAAUCCUGAUAUUUGGGACAAGUUUAUCAAGCGGAACAGUAACUUCAGGACUUUUCGGUCAAAAGGAUGUAAGCAUUAUGAGGCCUUGAAACUGAUAUACAAAACAUCGUCAGCAACAGGGGGACUACGAAUUUCAUCAACCGACCCACCUCAUAGCCCCCGAUCCUAUGAACGCAUAGAAGAGGAAUUUCUAGCAUUACGGAACAGCCGUGGCAAAGAGGCUAUCGAUCUUGCAGAGGGAUCCGGCGACAGUGAUGAUCCAAUUGAUGAAGCUGAGGAACCUGUCGUCACAGGGUCGCGGCGACGCGUGAGAAAGAGAGGUUCAAACAACAAGUCGCAGUUGCAGGAGUUGAUCGACUUGUACAAGGAAAGUAAGGUGAAGAAGGACAAAGCGAAAAAUUCUACCCCUCCGGAGUCAAAGAAGAGCAAGUCAGUGACGAGCCCAGAGAAACCAGCACAGAACAGCAUCGGAGAAGCCAUGGUAAUCCUCAAUCAAAUGAGGGGAACAAUUUCUGUACGGGAGUAUCUGGCCGGUACAGCACGUAUUACGGAGGAUGAACGAUGGCGACAGGCGUUUGUUUGGAUGUACGAAGAAGCUAGGCGCGAAUGGUUGCACAACCUUGUUCAUCCUUGAACAACCGACAUUUUAUGCUCAUAUGUGUUUGUUACUUUCGGUUUUUUCUGUUAUGACAUUAACCAGACCCUUGUUUUCCUUUACUGUUAUGUUUGAACAUGA
Molecule: messenger RNA, 1041 nt
Organism: Punica granatum (pomegranate)
Lineage: Eukaryota; Viridiplantae; Streptophyta; Magnoliopsida; Myrtales; Lythraceae
Source: RefSeq, a predicted model, not a curated record